CCCACUUUCACACACAAACUAUUUUUUCCUUUCUCUUUCUUUUUCUCUCUUUCAUUUUCUGUUUGCUGGAACUUUUUUUUUUUUUUCUCCUCUCUCGUUUUUCCAUAUUGAUUUCUCUAUUUGGGAAAAAAAAAAUUAUUAUUAUUAUUAUUAAUCUGGUGAUUAAUUCGAGAUGAUGUACGAGCAUCAACAACAGCAGCAGCAGCUUCAACCUCAGCUUUUGAUGAGAAAGAAAAAAGGUGUUAAUAAUAAUGAUAAUGGUCAUGAAAGAAGAAAAUCCAUUGAAGAAGAGAGGUUUGAAAUUGUGGAUUUGAGUGGCAUGUCUUUGGAAUGCCUUCCUAAUCCUUCUCUUAAUUUGGCAACUGUUUGUAAGCUCGAUCUUUCCAACAACAAUCUUCAGAGCAUACCAGAGUCGUUGACAGCAAGAUUACUAAAUGUGGUAGUGUUGGACGUGCGCUCCAAUCAGCUUAAAUUCCUCCCAAACUCCAUUGGCUGUCUCUCCAAGCUCAAGAUUUUGAAUGUUUCUGGGAAUCUUCUGGAGUCCCUCCCCAAAACUAUUGAAAAUUGCAGAUCCUUAGAAGAGCUAAAUGCCAACUUCAACAAGCUGAGCAAACUACCAGAUACCAUUGGUUUCGAGCUCACAAAUCUCAAGAAACUCUCCGUAAACUCCAACAAACUCGUAUUCUUACCGCGCUCUCUGAGCCACCUGACGGCUCUGAGAGUAUUAGAUGUCCGCCUCAACUGCCUCCGAUCACUUCCGGAAGACCUCGAAAACCUUAUCAACCUCGAAGUUCUCAACGUCAGCCAAAAUUUCCAAUACCUCGGCACCCUACCAUACUCCAUAGGUCUCCUCCUUUCCCUUGUAGAACUAGACGUGAGCUAUAACAAGCUCACCAGCCUCCCGGACUCCCUAGGCUGCCUGAAAAAGAUGCAGAAGCUCAGCGUCGAAGGCAACCCCAUGGUUUCUCCUCCAAUGGAGGUUUUCGAGCAGGGUUUGCAUGCCGUGAAGGAGUACCUAAGUCAGAAGAUGAAUGGGGGCCACAGGACCCCACCUAAGAAGAAAUCGUGGGUUGGGAAGUUGGUCAAGUAUGGGACUUUCAAUGGACAUAGCAGAGCAAGUGGGUCCCGACGAGAGGAGAGAGAAGGUUUCAUCAUGCCCGAGUAUCGUUCCAUCGACGGUCUUGCUUCGCCCAGAUAUAUGGGGAUGUUCUCUCCUCGUCGAUUGUUCUCUCCACGUAAUUACUUCAGUAGAUGAGGGGCAAAAGUAUCCUUAAAAAGGGUAUGAUUAUAUAUAUAUAUUAUCAAUAUUGUUACUUUUGAAGUUUGUAUAAGGGUUAGAGUUUUGUGACAGCCAAGUAGGUAUUUUGUGAUGGUAUAUAUAUUAUUAUACUAUAUAUAUAUAUAUAUACAUAUAGCAUGCAUGCAUAAGGAAAGAUAGUUGAUUGGUUAAUUUGUUAAACAUAGAAUAAUACCUAUGUUGGGGUCUAUUACGAUGAUAUAGCUAGAGAUCUAUCUUUUUUUGUUCUGUAAAUAAGUAUCACAUAUUAUGUGGGAAAAUUUGUCCAAUUCCUAUGCAGUUUCGAAUAUUAUUCAUGUAAAAACAAUUAUCCUUUUGAUAAAUGGAAAAUACCUUUCCUACUUUUAUGCAUUGGCAAACAAUUGAUGAUGAUUUCAAUUUUGACUUGACGUUUGUGUUAUGUUACAAUGUAAUUGUUUAAUCGAAACCCAAAUUUAUACUCCUUUGAGAAUUUGCUCUCAGUUCCCACAGUUUC
This is a messenger RNA of Ziziphus jujuba (common jujube), 1772 nucleotides long. RefSeq names its product plant intracellular Ras-group-related LRR protein 6. The record is from RefSeq and is a predicted model, not a curated record. Gene Ontology annotation, molecular function: protein binding. Bases 173 to 1255 code for a protein of 360 amino acids. Lineage: Eukaryota; Viridiplantae; Streptophyta; Magnoliopsida; Rosales; Rhamnaceae. The transcript has 3 exons.